CCUUACUUCCGGCCGCCGUAACUCUGCACUUGAAAAUCGAGUGAGAGGAGCGUGUGACGGAGAAGUGUGAUAACUGCAUUAAGUGUGACACUCCGGACCGAGAUUAAGCCAAAUCGGGAUUAUUUGGAUCUUCGGACGCUAUUUUGGUUUCCAGUUUUCCACAACAACGCUAACUGACAGCCAGACUGCAUCUGGCAGGGCGUUUUAAAGAGUUUUUUGCGCGGCGGUAAAGGGGUGUGAGAGGGAAUGGCAGCUCCGCGGCCCAUUAAAGGCAUUUUAAAAAAUAAAACCACCACCAAACCGUGUAGUGAAGUUCCACUGGAGAGCACUGAGCCCACAGGAUCCGGCUUUACCGAGGAUGAUCAACAGAAGAAGUCACAGAAAUGGGACGAGAUGAACAUCCUGGCCACAUAUCACCCAGCUGAUAAAGACUACGGUCUGAUGAAGAUCGAUGAGCCGAGUACGCCAUAUAACCGGAUGGUAGGUGAAGAUGAUGAUGAUGAAGUGCACAGCGAUUCAGAAAGUAACGCAGCCCUCACUGUGGACGACCUCACCAAGAAACUGGCAGCAGCUGAAGGUUCAGGUCCUCGCUGUAUGAGGGAGGAAGAGGAAGAGGAGGAGAGCAGUGAGGAGGAAGAGCAGCUCAGUCCGGAAGAACAGGCCAAAAAGAAGCAGUUUGAGAUGAUGAGGAAGAUGCACUAUAAUGAAGGACUUAACAUUAAACUGGCCAGACAGCUGAUCGCCAGAGAGCUUGAGGAGGAGGAGGAUGAAGAGGGGGAUGAGGAGAUGAAGGACGAUACAGAGACAGAGGACAUUAAUGUAGACCCUCCUCAAGAUGCAGAUUCGCUGGAGUCGUAGGCGAGGACGUAGUGCUUUGGGAAGAGUCUCUGAGGCUGUGAUUGAGGACGCGCUGCUCCCUGAUGUUCCUUUUGUAUUCAACACGCACUGCAAUGCAAAACCACACCGACCCGCCGGCUGCUCCGUCUGUUGCCAAGAGUGUGUCGUGUUACUUUUGUCUCGCAAGAAGCAAAGGCCUAAAGACUGUUAUCAGAGAGGCAAAUUCAUCAGCGAUAACCACGCCACUGCAUUUUAUUUUUAAAUUUAACAUGCAGCCAAAAAAGCUGCAGUGUUAGUACAAGCAAAUAAAGCCCCACAUAUACCUGCUACUGUUUUUGCCUAUAGAUGCCGUACUCGGUAUUUUUCCGUGUUUAGUCGGCAUCUGUACAAGUUACUCAGCCUUAUAUUAAUGUUUUUAAUCAUUAAUAAUUCAGUUUAAAUUUGGAUUGACAUGGACUGUCUACUCAAGUGAAUUUUUCCCUCCAAUCAAAUGUCACUGCAAACACAAGCAGAAGCUUUGCUCUCCAUGUAAAAACAUAGCUUUGAGUCUUAAAAAUAUUCGGUUGUCAGACACCUUAAUAAGUCUUUUGAAAAAGCAACACCUAAAAGUACAUUUAUAUUUACUAACCUGCUAACAGCAGAAACCCACAGCACGCUACAUAGACGUGGUUUGAGCCAGCGUGGGUGUUUCGUUGGCGUUUAUACACUCUUUGUUUUUUUUUUAAGGUUGUAAUCCUUUGUGGCACUGCUGUCAUCACUUAUAUUUAAUCACUUGUGAAACAGCAUCAAAUAUGGAGUCAUUUUUGUGCCAAACGUAUUAAAGCAACAAUCCAAAAUGUCCACUUUUUACCUCAGAUGUUUGACAUCUGAAGUUUUUUCUAAUAAUAAUUAGCUAGCAAGAAAUUAAAACGUGUAGCUAACAGGUCAACAAUUUCUGCAAGCAUAGAGAAAGAAUGAGAAGUUAAAAUUUUCUUUUUAUUCCAAAACUUUACCUUUCUCUUUUUUUUUUUUUUUUUUUUUUCUUUUCUUUUUUUUUUUAAAUUGUUGAAUUUAUUUUUUUAUUAUUUUUUUUUUUGAAUAGAUCUGCUUACAGAAAAAGCCUCAGAUUUCGGUUCACGCCAGAUCUAGAUGAUCUGUAACCCCGUCAAUCUGCCAGUCCUAGAAGUGUGGGCCAAUAGAUAACAAGAGCUCAGGCCUUGACUUUUUCUAACAUUCUACUACGUUAUUGUUUCUAUGGCAAAAGCUCAUUCAUAGGGACGUGUAUGGUGGAUUCUCCACACAAACGGUUUUAAAAGCGUGUGUAAUCUCUGAUACGAUGAAGUUUUCUGUAAGGAGACAUUCAUUUAACAUUUAUGGAAGGAGUCUCCAGUGUCAGCGUUUUGUAACAGUCUGAGGUAAAGCUGUAACUUUAAGUUUUCGGGACAGAGGAAUUUAUACUUUGUGGUUCCUCAGUAACAUAACAAGCUGCCGGGUUUUUUUUUGGUCUUAUUAACUUUAAAAGAGAGAAAAGGGAGGCUGGUGAGGAAACAGGUGAGCCAAAGUUGAAAUUUAUGUCCCACAACAUUGAAUGUAACUAUGAACUGAUAAAAGUUAUGAUAAGACAUUCUUUAAUAAAUAAAAAUUGUGAUUGUUGGCAAAUUGCUGUGGUAUAAGAGGAAACAAACACUUGGGGAUGUGUUAAAAAAAGAAGAAUGAAUGUAAAAAAAAAAAAAAACUUUCGGAGUAUGUAUAGAUUUCAAUACUAAAUAUUUUUGGCACUAACAUGACUCCAUAAUGGACCUUUGGCUGUUUAUAUAAAAAGGUUGCUAAUGAGGACAGCUUUUUACGGCUUGAAAUGAAAGGAAGAGCCGGAAAUGACAUGUACAUGAAAUCCUUUCCUUCGUCAGGUUUGGCCUCUGAGCUAAAGUUUGCUGCUUGUUCUUUAGUAAUGUAAACUUACAGCCCCCCCUUUAGCAUUGUGCAGCCUGCAUGCCUGUAGAGGGGAUUUUGUGUACACUUCAUUUUUGACGAAAGCAUCACUUUAAAGCUUGUGAGUUAUUUGAUGGCUACUGUACGCACAGCUAAUGAAUUUUGCUCUCUGUUACUUGAGAGCUAAUGACAUACAACUGUGCCUGAUGUUAUUAAUUAAACGUUUCAUAACAUAUUGGUAAGUAAAACUGCAUAAACUACUGAAGUUGAAAGGGAGUUGUUAAGGGGUUGAAAUCCUAGAGAGAUUUGGCUGUGUCCCAAAUGCUAGUUGAGUGUCUUUGUGAAAUGAAUGUGUGAUUUGGGACGCUGUAUGAAGAGCUAACCAGCCUACUAGUUAGCAUGAAUGCUCAAACACACCAAGAAGUCUGUUCUUGUGUGUGUGUGUGUGUGUGUGUGUGUGUGCGCGUGUGUUUUAACUGACACUAGCAUUUGGGACGUAGCCGCUUUAUCUUUCAUGUUUUGCCAAUCCUGUUGUUUUGUUUGUGUUUUUUCCUUCAUAUUUCACACAUGGACUGGUUUUAUUUUUUCAAAGUAACACCAUUUCUCCUUUGCAAUUCCACUACAGCAGGUUUUCACUUUUUCUUGCGCUUUAGUCUUAAAUUUGUGUGUACUGAUAUUAAUUUAUUAUUAUUAUUAUUAUUAUUAUUAUCAUCUCUUAAUUAUUAUUAUUAUCUCUUAAUUAUCCUCUCCUGGGUUCUGAUGUUAUAUUGGUGCCAAGUGCCACAGCCUGCUCUCUAAACUAGCAUUCACAGCUACCUAGCUCCCUAAAGCCUGACGGAAUAAAACACAUCCACUACAGUGCAGAUACCCUGUGCUGCUACAGCCACUCCCCCUGCUGGAGAAGUGAGGGAGUGACAUAGUGAGGGUGGGACAGAGAGAAACAUUGAGGAAAUCAGUAUGUCAGUGAAGGAACAAAUAAGUGAAUGAUGGAGGGAAAGAAGGAGCAUGAGAAAGUUGAAGGAGGGAAUGGUUUAAGGAGUGAGUGUAUAAAGGAGGGAAUGAAUGAAAGAGUAAACGAGUGAUUCCUGGAAGGAGGGAGGGAGAUAAAUGAAUGAAUGAAUGACUGACUGAAUCUCUGAGGAUGCCUUCAAAUGUGUCUAAAAUAAGGACCUGUAGGAGACAGUGUUUCUCAAACCGACUUGAAUGAGACAGACUUUAUAUUAAGAGCAUGUAAAUGUCGCACCCCAUCUCUUUCCAUCCUGCCCCCUUCCAGACCUCCUCCUUCCUUCCCUCCCCCUCAAACACCACUUCUUUUCUAAACCCACCCUUUCCAAAACCUCCUCAUUCCUUUACUCCAGGUGUAGUCAGAUGGAGAGUCUUGUUUAAUAUCUGAAGUUUACUUCUUUAGUUUUGGCCCUACAAUGUUGCUAAUAAGUAACGGAAGUCAGUGUCAACCAAAACCAUGCACAAUACUUCAACCUGUAGCUGAAUUCUGCAGUGUUUAUUUACGAUGGCUGCCAUCUUGGACAGUUGAAGUUUGGUAUUGCUCUGCCCACUGAGGCCUCGCCUCCCAGAGUCUCAAGCAGUAAAAGUGAAGUGGUCAACUUUGACCUUUUGUAAAUACUACACUAUACACUCUCACUGCAUUUACACUGCUUUUACACUUUUUAUUUGCUUGUUAUAUAUGAAAAUUAUUGUGGAGGUUAACUAUGUCAGUUAGGGUGUUUAUUUACAGAAAACAUUUUGGGUGGCUUCCAUUACCUGUUAGCUUCAUGAGCCUCGUUGCUCCAGUGCAGGAUUAAAGACCCAAACUUUAGACACUGAACAUCAAACACAUCUUGGAUGAUCGUAGACAUUUCAUAUUUGUCUGAACUGCUCCUCAAGUAUUGGCACCCAGUUUUUAAAUGCAGCAUGUAAUUUUUUUGCCUUUCGGUAACGCUGUAAACACUCAUUGUUGCAGUGUGUGUGUGAGUGUGAGAGAGAGAGAGCGACAGCAAGAAAGAGCUAGAACAAUCUUUAGUGUUGACAGUAUUGUUGUGAGACACAAAACCAACAUAUUAGAUGCAUAAUACAUACUAAAAAAGCACAUUUAUAAACUUAAGAUCACAAAAAAAAAGUGCUGGACGCUUGAACAGACUCAGUUAAAUCGGAAUUUCUUUAUGAAGUGUUCAGUUUAUCUUUUACUUUUUUCUGUCCUGAAUCUCUCUGUGGGAAGAAAAAAAUCUAAACAAAGUUUUUGCAUUACACCUGAUUUCUAAGGGCAUGGGUGUGUGUGUAUGUGUGUGUGUGAGAGGAAUAAAAUUGGGUGUAAAUUCCUGUGUAAAUCUGUAAAUGCUCAUAUCCAUGCUCUAUAUUUUUAAGCUCUGUCCAUUGGUUGCCUUUUAUCUUUUUUCUUUCUCUUUUUUCCCCCCUUUAACAUUGUUUUCUCCUGAGAAUGAAAAGCAGAUUUGCAUCAUUUUUUAUGAAGUGUGACUGCACGUCCUUCACCAUGACAAGGUGUAGAUUAUUUGUCAUUAAUAAAAGAUGUUGAUAUGA
Messenger RNA from Pangasianodon hypophthalmus (striped catfish), 5280 nucleotides. It is a transcript of the gene ppp1r2, whose product is annotated as protein phosphatase 1, regulatory (inhibitor) subunit 2. The record is from RefSeq and is a predicted model, not a curated record. Lineage: Eukaryota; Metazoa; Chordata; Actinopteri; Siluriformes; Pangasiidae. Bases 247 to 858 code for a protein of 203 amino acids. The transcript is spliced from 6 exons. Gene Ontology annotation, molecular function: protein phosphatase inhibitor activity. Gene Ontology annotation, biological process: regulation of signal transduction.